This is a messenger RNA of Lodderomyces elongisporus, 1047 nucleotides long. RefSeq names its product cyclin-dependent serine/threonine-protein kinase (gene CDC28). The transcript has a single exon. Gene Ontology annotation, molecular function: cyclin-dependent protein serine/threonine kinase activity; cyclin binding; ATP binding. Bases 1 to 1047 code for a protein of 348 amino acids. NCBI's taxonomy places the organism in Eukaryota, Fungi, Ascomycota, Pichiomycetes, Serinales, Debaryomycetaceae. The record is from RefSeq and is a predicted model, not a curated record. Gene Ontology annotation, cellular component: cytoplasm; cyclin-dependent protein kinase holoenzyme complex; nucleus. Gene Ontology annotation, biological process: signal transduction; regulation of G2/M transition of mitotic cell cycle; regulation of gene expression.
AUGGUUGAACUAUCAGAUUAUCAAAGACAAGAGAAAGUGGGUGAGGGGACUUAUGGUGUGGUGUAUAAGGCACUUGACACCAAACAUAACAACAGAGUUGUUGCGUUGAAAAAGAUCAGGCUCGAGUCUGAAGACGAAGGUGUCCCCUCAACAGCGAUCCGCGAGAUCUCUCUACUCAAGGAAAUGGAAAAUGACAACAUUGUCCGUCUUUACGAUAUCAUCCAUAGCGACUCGCAUAAACUCUACCUUGUGUUUGAAUUCUUGGACUUGGACUUGAAGAAAUACAUGGAAUCCAUCCCACAACAGCUGCAGACCGGGUUAGAGCCCGAGAUGGUCAAGAGAUUUAUGUGCCAAUUGAUUAGAGGUAUCAAGCACUGUCAUAGUAAACGAGUCUUGCAUCGUGACUUGAAGCCACAGAAUUUGCUUAUUGAUAAAGAAGGUAAUUUGAAACUAGCCGACUUUGGCUUGGCACGAGCAUUUGGAGUACCGUUGAGAGCAUAUACUCACGAAGUUGUUACCUUGUGGUACCGAGCACCCGAGAUUCUUCUUGGUGGGAAACAAUACUCUACAGGUGUCGAUAUAUGGUCGAUUGGAUGUAUAUUUGCUGAAAUGUGUAAUCGAAAACCUUUAUUUCCAGGUGACUCGGAAAUCGAUGAGAUUUUUAGAAUCUUUAGAAUCUUGGGAACACCAAACGAAGAGACAUGGCCAGAUGUUGCAUACUUGCCUGAUUUCAAACCAGGGUUCCCCAAAUGGAAAAAGAAGGAUUUGGCUGAGUUUGUGCCCACUUUAGACUCCCGCGGUGUGGACUUGUUGGAACAAAUGCUUGUAUAUGAUCCAAGUAAACGAAUUAGUGCAAAGAGAGCAUUGGUGCAUCCAUAUUUUACAGAGUCAGAUGAUACCGAUGUGAAUAAUACGGUAUUGAGAAGUAACAUUCUCAAUGUUAACAAUAAUGGCAACAGCAGUGGCAGUGGUAAUAACAGUGGCAAUGGCAGUGGUAAUGGUGGUACGAGUAAUGGAGAUGGCAAUUUUUCAGUCAACAUGGGAUAG